This is a messenger RNA of Blepharisma stoltei, 456 nucleotides long. Lineage: Eukaryota; Ciliophora; Heterotrichea; Heterotrichida; Blepharismidae. The record is from the annotation of a GenBank genome assembly.
AUGUCUAGCAGCCGAAAAAGUCCUGGUCCAGGUGCUUAUGACCCUAAAAGUGAGGUUGAAAAAGGCAGAUACAGUUUAAGCGCUUUUAAAAAUGCAGGAAUUACGACUUUUUCACCACUAUCAUCGCCAAGGUUUCCGAAGAUCAAAAAAAUUGACUGCCUGGUUGUGGCGCUUACUAUAAUAGUGAAGAUUUCUUGAAGUCUGGGUAUUAUUUGUCGAAAUUUCAGCCUACAGGGAACAGAGCUUUCCCGAUCUCUAAUAGAGAUUCGUCUCCAACCUCAGGGUUUUGGAACACUCCAGGGCCUGGGAGCUAUAGGCUUCCAAGUGAAUUUGGGUAUAUGAAAGCAAAAUAAAGCGCUAGAUAAGAGACAAAAUACUCAGUCUAUGCCAAAUUUGAAAUCUCAAGGACACCUACAUCGAGUCAGAAGCCAAAGCCUGUUACAAGGAAUUAAAUAG